CGCCUGCACAUACAACGUUCGCUACUUGCUCCCGUCUCUGGUCUGCCACUCAGGUCUUGAGGAUGUCCGCCUAUUUCUCACUCUCAAUGGAGACGUUUGGUCAGCAGAGCCCAGCGCCACCCCCAGACACGGUACCUAUUGAUUCGUCCUCAUCGAGAACUGCGUCUCUUCUCGUCACAGCCCCGCCACCUUCUCUAGCCACUGAGGAUUAUGGCUCGGACUUCAGCACCGGGGAAGAGACCGUGGUUGGGGAAGAUCGAUUUACCAAGAAUACCCCAGCGGCAGUCGUUGAUACCAUUGGCUGCUCGUUCAAGUCGAGAGUUCUUUCAACCCUAACGUCGAUGUGCUGCUUUUAUCCACAAAACGAUGCCGACGAUGAGCCCUAUUUUCAGUGCCAGGGACGGACAACUCCUCCACAGUGGAAGCUCGACGAUCUUGCCUCGGCACACGGGUCCAGUCAUGGAUUCCCGAAUCAAUGGUCAGGCCCUUCGGAGACAACGAUCUCAUCGUCUACUCCAAGGCCCGAUUCAGGAAUCUAUCUGACUGCAAGAGAGGACUCAUCAUCGCAAGUGAGCAUCACUUCCGCGGCCACGGCUCCGUCCUUUGUGAAAGAAAGCCGCACAAUCGAGCAUAUGAAGUUUUUGGUUUACAAGGACAGCAUGUUCCGCAUUGACGAAGAAGCGAAAGGAAACGAGACAACGAUGCAUCUCUUCCUCACGGACAUGGACGAGGAAAGACUCUUGCCCGUGGAGGCCACUAAUGUCAAGAACAUACUGGACGUUGGUACCGGCACGGGUGACUGGGCGCUGGACGUGGCUGAUGCCAACCCCACAGCAACAGUCAUUGGCACAGAUGUAGCGCCCAUCCAACGUACCAGGCAACCCAGCAACGCAAUAUUCUAUGUCGAUGACGCCAAUGAACCUGAUUGGGCCUGGGAUGGUCGUUUCGACUUUGUCCAUGUGCGAGGUCUGAAUGGCGGGAUCAAGAGUUGGACAGCGACACUUCGGGCAGCAGCCUCUUGCUUGCAUGUUGGAGGAUUAAUUGAGAUUUCCGACAUGGUCUGGCGUCCAUCAAGCCCUCCGAUUCCUGGCAGCGUUUGGUUUGACUGGGACAAGAUGUUCAAAGUCCUUACGGAUGCCAACGGUCUCGACGUUGACUUGUACGAGAAUAACCGUGCCCAGGGUGAGCUAGAGAAGCUUGGCCUAGAGUUUCUGUUUUAUUCCAGCCGCAAGCAUUCGGUCGGAUACAAAACACACAUUUACGAUGAUCGCAGCGUUCUCGUUUGCGCUGUUGAGCAGAUGAAAGGAGUCUUGGCCCUGGCCAUGGAGGUUGUGCCUUGGUAUGCGAACCUAGGCGCCCUGAUGCACCGAUUGGAGACGGAAAUCUUCGACAAGGGGAUCGUAAUCGAAGUACUCAAAGUCGUUGCCCGAAAGCCUGCUGUGCAGUGAUUUAGGCUAAUCGAAGGAGACUGACGAUGGUCUCGCGUUCUAGUAAUGGCAUGCGUGUCUUCUUUAUUGUAUUUAAUACAAUCUGUACCAUAAACUGCAUUAUACUGAAAGGUCAGCUGAGCCAGCUGGUGCGCGCACCAAGAGUCUGAAGCCUUCGGUUGGGCACAGCCCUUUGCUCAAGCUCGGGACGAGAACCUUGCUUUCAUGUAUAAUUACCUUGAUAAGAGUUCAAGAUACCUAUUCGGGCG
Molecule: messenger RNA, 1696 nt
Organism: Verticillium dahliae VdLs.17
Lineage: Eukaryota; Fungi; Ascomycota; Sordariomycetes; Glomerellales; Plectosphaerellaceae
Exons: 6
Coding region: 63-1448 (461 amino acids)
Molecular function (GO): methyltransferase activity
Source: RefSeq, a predicted model, not a curated record